This is a messenger RNA of Nylanderia fulva, 1566 nucleotides long. Its product is annotated as vasoactive intestinal polypeptide receptor 2-like. Gene Ontology annotation, cellular component: plasma membrane. Gene Ontology annotation, molecular function: G protein-coupled peptide receptor activity; peptide hormone binding. Gene Ontology annotation, biological process: adenylate cyclase-modulating G protein-coupled receptor signaling pathway; cell surface receptor signaling pathway. The record is from RefSeq and is a predicted model, not a curated record. NCBI's taxonomy places the organism in Eukaryota, Metazoa, Arthropoda, Insecta, Hymenoptera, Formicidae.
CGCGAUCUUGUGCACACGUGAAUGCACAUCCUGAAGAAAGCGUACCUGUGAUUGGUUAGAAUCGUUAGAAUGAACUAUGCUAAAAAGGAUAUCUUCGCCGAUCACAGAUGCAAGCAGCUUCUUGAAGAAGAAUGCAUCAAAAAUGGCAAAGGAAUGAAUAUUCAUCGAUGUCCACCGAUCUAUGAGAAUCUACUCUGCUCGUCGCAAACCGAUGUGUCAGGAAUUCCGAGCCUGCCCUGUCCACCUGUCUCGAUUUUGCAAUUUACCGAUCUGAUGAGUGAGAAUCUGAAAGCAAUUAUGAUUACCGUCAAGAAAUAUUUGCUGAACGACGUCGUUUGUGAAACUACGAACUUCGAUCUGUGUUAUUUGAAUGAAUUACGUCACAUCAUCGACGGUACUGAGAAUAAUGGUACGCAAUGGUACGAAAUAAUGGAGGAUAUGUCCCUGCUUAAAUGGUCGCCACAUAUUAGGAUAGCAUCGCAAAUUGGAUGUGUCAUUUCGUUAAUUACUCUUAUUAUUGCUAUGAUAGUCUUGUGCUCGCUUGGGAAACUCAGGAAUCCCAGAAGAAAACUGAACAUGCACCUAUUUGUGUCUUUUAUGAUGAAAACUUUGAUGACCAUUUUAAAGGAUUGGAUUUUUAUUGAUGAACUUGGAAUGGCUUGGGACGUCAUCUUUGCCAACGAAUACAGUGCUGUUAUCCACAAACGCAAUAUGGUGAUCACUAAGAUUUUCACAAGUUUGUGGCAAUAUUUCAACGUGGCAAGUUACUUCUGGAUCUCGAUACAGGGGUUGUAUCUAUAUAAACUAAUUUUCAAUACACUAUAUGUCGACACGAGUAAAAUAAUUCAGUAUAUCAAAUUAGGCUGGGGGCUUCCCGUCUUAGUACUAGCAAUAUGGAUCAUAGUACAGACAAAUGUUAAAAACAAUUUCUGUUGGGCUACCCUUUGGCCAAUUACCCGUAUAGGAUUCCUUGUUAUAAAUAUAUCAAUCAUCGUAUUAAUUGUGUAUAAUUUCAUGUUGUUCCUCGCUUUCGUUCUGCUUGUAAAUCUGAAGACAUCAGUGCAUCUGCAAUGGAAAAAGAUGAAAUACAAAGCAUGGGCAAAAGCGACUAUGGUUGUGAUACUACUUUUUGGAAUACACUAUACUUGCUUCUUGGUAUUAUCUUUCUCUCAAGGUGUCAGAGGCAAAAAUAUCUGGUUAUUCUUUUGCGAUCAGCUAUUUACGUCCUAUCAGGGUGCUCUCGUGUCUUUACUGUAUUGUCUGCUAAACAGCGAAGUCGUAGCGGAAAUGCUACGAGCAUGGAGGACUCGACGAUCAAAGAAGAAGGUCGAUUUAUUGAAUGUAUUCGUACUUGGCCAUCGAGAAUUACCAAACAAUUUAAAGGAUGAAAUCAACCGAAAGCAGUAUCGAUCGGAAGGGAUGUUGCCGUUGUUUCUUUCUACCAUCUCGUCGAAGCUAAGAAGCUCGAGAUAUUGCCAGAAGCAAUCUCAUUGCCGCGAAUGAGUUUAACAAUCAAGGUCGAUCUAAUCGCGAUCCAGAUUCAAUAAACAAACGAGCCAGUUUGCA